Messenger RNA from Mercenaria mercenaria, 1384 nucleotides. Its product is annotated as carbohydrate sulfotransferase 11-like. NCBI's taxonomy places the organism in Eukaryota, Metazoa, Mollusca, Bivalvia, Venerida, Veneridae. Gene Ontology annotation, biological process: carbohydrate biosynthetic process. The transcript has 4 exons. Bases 26 to 1156 code for a protein of 376 amino acids. The record is from RefSeq and is a predicted model, not a curated record. Gene Ontology annotation, molecular function: sulfotransferase activity. Gene Ontology annotation, cellular component: membrane.
AAAGAAUGGACUAAAAGAAAUUAAUAUGGCUGUAAUGAGGAGACGCAAGUUGGUUCUAGUUUUCAGUUUUGGAUUCAUAGCAUUCUCUGUAGUAAUUCUCACCACGUACUAUACGACCCAACAACACAGGAUUCUUGUUAUUGGCGACGGACCCCUUUUAGUCAACGAAGCUGAUUUUGGCGAUAGUCUUCGUGGUGGAGAAAAUGCAAACGUCGAUCUCUUCGACAGAUUCGUUAAUGCAGAUUUUAUAGAAAACGACGAGAUUUCACUUAGAAGUGUUGAGGCCAAGAUGGCGGCAAGGACUAAACAAGUAAGAACAGUAUGCACCAAGAUGAAAGAGAAGAAUUUAUCACCUCCAAACCAACCACUGUAUCAACAUGAGGAUCUUAAACAUUUAAUUUAUAACAAAGACCAUCAAGUAUUAUAUUGUUAUUUACCAAAAGUUGCCAAUACAAACUUCCGUCGUGUUUUUCUUGGUUUACAAGGAAUUGUUCCAAAACCGGAAGUACCCAGCAUAAGCGGUUAUGAGAUAUAUUUUAAAUAUGAUAAGACGUUUAAACAUUUGAAUUCAUUAAAACCUCUUGAGCAGUCACAAUUACUACGCCAGUAUAAAAAGUUCCUGGUUGUAAGGAACCCGUUAGAGAGGCUUCUUUCAGGAUAUAGAAAUAAAUUCUUUCACCCAAAUGAGCGCCACAAGGCUGAAUAUCAUGACAAAGUUACUGCUUUUUACGGGCUUCAUCCUCAUCUGAGGAGAAGGAACAAUGUGCGUGUUGAUUUCAAUUCCAAAGAAAUGACUUUUGAAGAAUUUCUUUUGUACUUCACGGAUGUAUAUGAAGUAAAUGAAUAUCUUAAUGAACAUUUUGUGCCAUCAAAUCAGCUAUGUAAUCCAUGUAACGUUAAAUAUGAUUAUAUUGGUAAAUAUGAGUCAUUAAACAAUGAUGUCAAAUAUAUAUUUGAACGUUUGAACAUUGAUAUUGAUUUCCCAGGAAGAAAUGAUAAUUAUUCUUCAGUGUCAACGAGUACACUUGUAGAGGAAUUUUACAAACCAAUUCCUGACUGGCUGCUACAGAAAACGUGGGAAAUAAUGAAAUUUGAUUUUUUGGUGUUUGGUUAUCAUUUGCCAGAAUGGUACAGAGAAAAGUUAAAGAAAGGAUAAAUUUUAAAGACAUUUUAGAUCGUCUACACUUUAGUCACUUGUUAUAAACUGCACUUAGGUGUGUGACAGAAUUUAGACAAGAAAAUAUUAACUUAUUUUAGAAAGUGUCUACUUUUCAAUGUGAUAUGAUUUUUUUUUAUCUUACCUUAUGUCUGUACUUUUUUACCUAUAUUUUUGCUUUGCUAAAAUAAAUAUUUAAAAUAACAACGGCAAUUCUAGAUGAUGUUU